GGCGGCCUCUCUCUCUCUCUCUCCUCCCUCUUCCCAGGCACCUGUGUCGCGGCAGAGCCGGGGAGGAACGGAGGCGCCGGGGCCCCAGGUGCAUCGGGAGAGGGAGUCGCUGCGAGCCUCCAGUCCUGGCUGCUGGGCUCUAGGUAUGUGUGCCAGCCUCGGGAGCCGUCCAGCCUAGCCCGGGUCCCGAGCGGGUCCCCGCGAAGCUCCGGGCCACGCCCUCACAGUGCUCAGAGCCUUGGGCUCCGCCCCCGGGCACGCUCACCCAGCUCCGGACCGCGCCCCCGGAGUAUCUGACCACGCCCCGGAGCCCCGGCCACGCCCACCCCGCCGGACUCCGCAGCGGCCAUGGGGACACCCGGCACCCCGGAGGAGGAGGAGGAGGGCUCCUCGUCGCCGCCGCAGGUUCCGGGAUGCACCGCCGACGUCCAGCCUCCAGGGGCCAGGCAGCCUCAGGGGCCCCGCGAGGAGAGCGAGGUCCCCCCGGAGCUUCCGAGCUGCCCGGGAGCGGAGCGGCAGGCCGAGGAAGAGGAAGAAGCGGGCGAAGGGAGCAGCACCGAGAGCUGCCGCGAAGAGCCCGAGGCUACGCCUGCCGCGCACAUCGCAGCCACCCCUCCCCCUGGUCUCCCUCCCGGGGAAGGGAUGCGAGGGGCGGCGCGGCGGCUGCGGGGGCAGCAGCUGGAGGCGCUGACCCGCGUGGCUCUCAUGGAGCAACGGGUGAAGGAGUUGCAGCGCCAGAAGAAGGAGUUGAGGAUCGAGAUGGAGGUGGAGGUGGCCCUGCUCCGGGGUGAGCUGGCCGGGGAACGGGUCGCCGCUCGGCGGGAGGAAGAGCAGCUGAAGGAGCUGCUGGGCCAGCAGGCGCCGCAGAGCAGCCAGGAGCUGCGGGAACAGGAGCAGAGGCAGCUGAGCCAGGAGCGGGAUCACGUGCAGAGUCUCCGCCAGCGGCUGAGCGAGGCCCAAGGACAGCUUGACCUGCAGCCGGAGGACCAGAGAGAGCGGCUCUUGCAGGGGGUGCAGGAGAUCAGAGAGCAGCUGGAUGCUGCCCAGCGCUCCUAUGAGGACCUGGAGUUCCAGCAGCUGGAGCGCGAGAGCCGCGCGGACGAGGAGGGCCCUGGAGCGCGAGCUCCAGACGCCAAGGUCCGGGAACUCGAGGCCAGCGUGGCCCAGCACAGGCGCCGCAUCCAGGUCUUGGAGGAGCAGCUCAAGUCGCUGGGGGAGCAGAUGGCCGCCGAGAGCUGGGGGCUCAGCCGGAAGAAGGAGGAGGCUCUUCAGGCCCUCACACAGGAACGGAGCAGGCUCUUUGAGCUCAAUUGUCUUCAGGGACCAUGUAGUGGGGACUUCUCUGAGCCUGACCAAGCGCUCACCAAGCUGCUGUUCACACAGAAGACAGACCGUCAGCUGCUGGUUCUGCAGGACCCCGCUGCCAAUGCGGCCUCCGCGUCUUCAUGCCUCUUCUCCGUCCACAGCUCCCUGAAGGGCUCUAUUGGUCUCCAGAGAACGGGAAGCCUGCCCCGGAGGAGGGGAGACAGGGCCAGCCAGAGGGGACCCUCCCGUCCUUUGUCCCUGCAUUGCACAGGACCCUUGGAGGCCUCAGCUCUUGCGCAAGCGGUGGGGACUCCUGGGAGACACCCUUUCUACCAGCUGCUCAGCUGUGGCCCCGGGAAUAGACAGUCGGCGGUUCACCCAGACAUCGCCCACAUGGAGAGACUCCUGCAGAAGGCUGUGGCCGAGAGGGAACGGCUGCUCAAGGCCAGGGAAGGGAUGAGAAGAAGCCCGGAAGGUUCCACAGGCCCUUCAGUCCCUGCCAUCAUGGCCCCGCCCCCGCCCCCGCCCCCACCGCGCCCUCCAGGUCCCCGGGUCCUGGACCUCCCUCAGCACCUGGAACGCUGGGGCCACAAUCCGGACAGCUGCCCCCACGUGCGGGUGUCCGGGGGCUGCUGUCGCGGGCCGCUGGUGAAGAUGGGAGGCCGCAUCAAAACCUGGCGGAAACGCUGGUUCUGCUUUGACCGGCAGGCUCGCCGGCUGGCUUACUAUGCUGACAAGGAGGAGACCAAGCUCAAAGGUGUCAUCUACUUCCAGGCCAUCGAGGAAGUCUACUAUGACCACUUACGCUGUGCCUUCAAGAGCCCCAGCCCCCGUCUGACCUUCUGCGUCAAGACCUACGAACGCCUGUUCUAUAUGGUGGCCCCCAGUCCGGAAGCCAUGCGUAUUUGGAUGGACGUCAUUGUGACGGCUGCGGACGAAAACCACGCCCCCUGAUCGGCCCCGCCCCUCGAGAAAGACCGGUCCGGCCCCCAGGGCCCCGCCUACUCCAGGAAGCUAUCGGCCCCGCCCCUUCUGGAAUUUUCCUGGGAAGUCUGCAGCUGCUCCGGCUCAGCUGGCCUGAGCCACGUAGAUCUGGGCUGUGGGUGACUUCCAGAGGUGGCAUCUCUGGGGCCCUCGGGGCCCUGCUUGGGGCAGGAGGAAGAUUACAGGGGGCGGAAGGAACUAUUUAUUGGUGCUCCUCUGAUACCGAAUUAAACAUGGUGGAAAAACCGG
Mesocricetus auratus (golden hamster) is the source of this 2538-nucleotide messenger RNA. RefSeq names its product pleckstrin homology like domain family B member 3 (gene Phldb3). Lineage: Eukaryota; Metazoa; Chordata; Mammalia; Rodentia; Cricetidae. The record is from RefSeq and is a predicted model, not a curated record. Bases 349 to 2259 code for a protein of 636 amino acids. The transcript is spliced from 16 exons.